AUGCACGCCGUCGUGCACCACCACCCUGGCCACCGCACACCGCCGCCUCGCUGCUGCUCUCGCGGCCACGGGCGCAGCAGCGUCGUCGUCCGCGCCGCGGCCGCGGCCACCGUCACCAGCACCCCGGGCGCCGCGGCGACAGCGCCGGACUCGCCGUCCGCGGCGUUCUGGGACUACAACCUCCUAUUCCGGUCGCAGCGCGCCGAGUCCCGCGACCCCGUGGCGCUCCGCGUCACGGAGGGCGCGAUCCCGCCAGACUUCCCAGCGGGCACCUACUACCUCGCCGGGCCUGGGAUGUUCGCCGACGACCACGGGUCCACCGUGCACCCGCUCGACGGCCACGGCUACCUCCGCUCGUUCCGCUUCGGUGGCGCCGACGACGGCGUCGAGGCGACGGCGCACUACUCCGCGCGGUACGUGGAGACCGCGGCGAAGCGGGAGGAGCACGACGACGCGGGCGGCGCGUCGUCGUGGCAGUUCACGCACCGGGGCCCCUUCUCGGUGCUGCAGGGCGGGAACCGGGUGGGCAACGUGAAGGUGAUGAAGAACGUGGCUAACACCAGCGUGCUACGCUGGGGCGGCCGCGUGCUCUGCCUCUGGGAAGGCGGCGAGCCGUACGAGCUGGACACGCGGACGCUGGAGACCAUCGGCCCGUUCGACAUCCUCGGCCGCCUCGCCGGCGGCACCACCACCGACGAAGCGGCACGAGACGACGACAGCAGCGAGGCUGCGCGUCACGGGCGCCGGCGGCGGCCGUGGCUGCAGGAGGCAGGGAUCGACGUGGCCGCGCGCCUGCUGCGACCGGUCCUCAGUGGUGUCUUCAGCAUGCCGGCCAAGCGGCUGCUCGCGCACUACAAGAUCGACACCAAGAGGAACCGGCUGCUGAUGGUGGCCUGCAACGCCGAGGACAUGCUCCUCCCGCGCUCCAACUUCACCUUCUACGAGUUCGAGGCCAACUUCGCGCUGGUGCAGACGCGGGAGUUCGUGGUGCCGGACCACCUGAUGAUCCACGACUGGACCUUCACCGACAGCCACUACGUCCUCCUCGGCAACAGAAUCAGGCUGGACAUUCCCGGUUCGCUGCUGGCGCUCACGGGCACUCACCCAAUGAUCGCGGCCCUCGCCGUGGACCCGAGCCGGCAGUCCACGCCCGUCUACCUGCUGCCGCGCUCCCCGGAGGCCGACGCCGAGGCCAGCGGCCGCGACUGGAGCGUGCCCAUUGAGGCGCCGUCGCAGAUGUGGUCCAUGCACGUCGGCAACGCCUUCGAGGAGCGCAACGCCCGGGGCGGCAUCAACAUACAGCUCCACAUGUCCGGCUGCUCCUACCAGUGGUUCAACUUCCACAGGAUGUUCGGUUACAAUUGGCAGAACAAGAAGCUGGACCCGUCCUUCAUGAACAUAGCCAAGGGAAGGGAAUGGCUACCUCGUCUUGUUCAGGUGUCAAUCGACCUCGACAAGAGAGGAACGUGCCGAGGAUGCUCCGUCCUGAGACUGUCCGACCAGUGGACCAGGCCGGCGGACUUCCCGGCGAUCAACCCAGGCUUCGCCAACCGGAGGAACCGGUUCGUCUACGCCGGCGGUGCCUCCGGUUCACGCAGGUUCUUGCCGUACUUCCCCUUCGACAGCGUCGUCAAGAUAGACGUCGCUGAUGGAUCGGCACGGUCGUGGUCUGCCACCGGGCGCAAGUUCGUUGGUGAGCCGGUCUUCGUCCCGACCGGCCUUAGCGAGGAUGACGGCUAUGUUCUGCUUGUCGAGUAUGCAGUGUCUGAUCACAGGUGCCAUCUGGUGGUGCUGGACGCAAGGAAGAUCGGGGAAAGGGACGCAGUUGUGGCAAAACUUGAGGUGCCCAAGCACCUCACCUUCCCAAUGGGAUUCCAUGGGUUUUGGGCAGAUGAAUGA
This is a messenger RNA of Miscanthus lutarioriparius, 1899 nucleotides long. The record is from the annotation of a GenBank genome assembly. NCBI's taxonomy places the organism in Eukaryota, Viridiplantae, Streptophyta, Magnoliopsida, Poales, Poaceae.